AAGGGCCUUUGGCGAGCAAGGGGCUGGGCAGGGUUUUGGGCAGGCUGGCGUUAGCAGAGUCAUCGAGGAGGUCCACGUCAAUACCAGCCUGCUGAGGCCAAUAGAGCUGGAAGUUGACCCCGAGUUCCAGAGAGUGCGGUCAGAUGAGAAAGAGCAGAUCAAGGCUCUCAACAACAAAUUUGCAUCGUUCAUUGAUAAGGUUCAAUGCCUUGAGCGGCAGAACCAGGCUCUGAUGGCCAAAUGGGAACUCCUGCAGCAGCAAAGUGCCCGACCAGAAGAGAGCAGAAAUAUCACCUCUUUCUUCCAGUCCUACAUCAACAACCUGCAGAGGCAGCUGGAAAUGCUCCAGAGCCAGAAGGAGCAGCUGGAUCCAGAGGCAUAUAACAUGCUUCAGCUUGUUGAAGAUUAUAAAAAGAGAUUUGAGGAAGAGAUCAACAAGCGCACGUCGAAAGAGGAGGAUUUUGUGGAGCUGAAAAAGGAACUUGACAGCGUCUACAUGGGAAAAAUGGAGUUUGAUGUUCGGGUGGAAAUACUGAAGCAGGAGCUUGAGUUCCUCAGAUGUUUACAUGAUGCUGAGCUGUCCCAGCUGCAAACAGUAGCUGGCAACACCAAUGUCGUUCUGUCCAUGGACAACCACAGGGAUCUGAACAUGGAUGGCAUCAUUGAAGGAGUCAGGCAAGAGUAUGAGGCAAUUGCUCAGAGAAGCAAAGCUGAAGUAGACGACAUGUAUCGGGGCAGGUUCCAGGACCUUCAGGAAAUGUGGGUAAAUCAACGUGAGCAACUGAGGACCAGUUACCAGGAAAUCCAGGAACUCAUCAGGCAGAUUCAAAGACUGCAACCAGAAAUUGAAAUUGCAAGGAAAAAGAAUGCCAGCCUCCAGGACACCAUUAAAGACGCUGAGCAGCGUGGGAGCUCUGCCAUCAGGGAUGGCCAGGAAAAGUUUCAGAAGCUGGAAAAUGCCCUGCAGCAGGCCAAGGAUGACCUCACUCGCCUUCUUCGUGAUUAUCAGAAACUCCUGAAUGCAAAAUUGACCCUGGAUGUUGAAAUAGCCAUGUAUAGAUCGCUCCUUGAGGAGGAGGAGAACAGGUAG
Messenger RNA from Mesitornis unicolor (brown roatelo), 1090 nucleotides. Its product is annotated as keratin, type II cytoskeletal 1-like. Gene Ontology annotation, cellular component: keratin filament. The record is from RefSeq and is a predicted model, not a curated record. Gene Ontology annotation, molecular function: structural constituent of skin epidermis. NCBI's taxonomy places the organism in Eukaryota, Metazoa, Chordata, Aves, Mesitornithiformes, Mesitornithidae. Gene Ontology annotation, biological process: intermediate filament organization; keratinization. The annotation marks the transcript as partial. The transcript has 7 exons.